AUGACUGUUCACCACGAAAGUGACGAGGAGACCCCCUUGCUGGGGGAGGAGGAGCGGAAGCCCGUCAAGACACCUAUCCCAUGGGGACAGCUAUCUAUCUUGCUUGUCCUCCAGCUCGCCGAGCCAUUUACGAGUCAAGUCAUAUCUCCCUUCGCUCCCGACCUUGUCCGCAAAAUUGGCAUUACUGGAGGAGAUGAGGCGAAGGUUGGGUACUAUGUCGGCCUCAUGCACUCCAUUUUCUUUGCAACGCAGGCGAUGACCGUCCUACACUGGAGUCGCCUCUCCGACCGAGUUGGACGCAAGCCGGUGAUAAUGAUUGGACUGUGCGGACUAUCAAUAUCUAUGUACAGCUUCGGCUUGUCGAGGACAUUCUGGAGUCUCGUUCUGAGUCGCAGUCUCAACGGAGCGUUGAACGGCAAUAUUGGAGUCCUCAAAAGCAUGAUGGCGGAAAUUACGGAUUCCACCAACAUUGCAGAAGCGUACGCUUAUUUGCCGCUGGCAUGGAUGACUGGUGGUACCCUUGGACCGAUGAUCGGCGGAUCAUUAUCGCGACCAUACGAACGAUUUCCUGACGUCUUCGGUCAUAUAGAGUUCCUGAAGAAGUAUCCCUAUUUCCUCGCAUGUGCCGUUCCUGCAACAUUCUCCGCUGUUGCUUUCCUGGUGACGAUGUUCUUCCUGAGAGAGACUGUAACACAACCCAUCUCGAUUCGUCGCAUCCUCAACUUACGCAAGAGCAAGGCCAACCUGACAAUGCAAAAUGUUGCCGGGGCCGACGGUCCUAAACCCGUGGCCCCCAUCACAUCCGCUAAAACUCGCGCCGAGCCGCUCCCGCUACGCGCGCUGCUGACACCCCGCGUUCUGAUCUCCGCAGGCAACUAUGCCCUCCUCGCAAUCGUCGACAUCAGCUACCGUACAGUCAUUCCAGUCUACAUGUCUACGCCGAUCGCACUCGGCGGCCUUGGGCUCAGUCCUCAGAUGAUCGGCUCCGUCCUGUCCAUCUAUGGCAUUACGAAUGGCAUACUGCAGAUCCUGUUCUUCUCGAAGACAAUUAACCGCUUUGGCGCGAAGAGGGUCUACAUGGCGGGUAUUACCUCCGCUCUUCCUGUGUUUGCGCUGUUCCCCGUCAUCAACCUGCUGGCCAGAGAAGAAGGGUACAGCAUGGGCGUGUGGACGCUGCUCGCAAUCCAGACGUUCAUCUCGAUCGCGCUGAACUUCUGUUAUGGCAGUGUCUUCAUCUUCAUCACGGCAUCGUCCCCAAACAAAGCAUCGCUUGGCUCGGUCAAUGGUCUUGCUCAGAUGAGCGUGUCCAUCAUGCGCGCGAUUGGGCCCGCCGUGGCGAACUCGAUGUUCUCACUAUCGAUAGACCCCGAGCGCCAUUGCCUCGACGGGAUGCUCGUUUACGUGUUCCUAGCAAGCCUCGCGGUCUCUGCGCUUGUAGUGGGGACUUUACUCCCGCAAAAGGUAUGGAAGAACGAGUCGAGCGAGCAAGAGAUAUCAUGA
Messenger RNA from Laetiporus sulphureus 93-53, 1500 nucleotides. Its product is annotated as MFS general substrate transporter. Gene Ontology annotation, molecular function: transmembrane transporter activity. NCBI's taxonomy places the organism in Eukaryota, Fungi, Basidiomycota, Agaricomycetes, Polyporales, Laetiporaceae. The transcript is spliced from 7 exons. Gene Ontology annotation, biological process: transmembrane transport. Bases 1 to 1500 code for a protein of 499 amino acids. The record is from RefSeq and is a predicted model, not a curated record.